Hipposideros armiger (great roundleaf bat) is the source of this 779-nucleotide messenger RNA. It is a transcript of the gene NDUFS7, whose product is annotated as NADH:ubiquinone oxidoreductase core subunit S7. Bases 62 to 712 code for a protein of 216 amino acids. Gene Ontology annotation, biological process: electron transport coupled proton transport; aerobic respiration; mitochondrial respiratory chain complex I assembly. Lineage: Eukaryota; Metazoa; Chordata; Mammalia; Chiroptera; Hipposideridae. The record is from RefSeq and is a predicted model, not a curated record. Gene Ontology annotation, molecular function: NADH dehydrogenase (ubiquinone) activity; quinone binding; 4 iron, 4 sulfur cluster binding. The transcript has 8 exons. Gene Ontology annotation, cellular component: respiratory chain complex I.
CCUGGGACCCGGAGCGCUAAAGCCGGCGGAUCUCAGAGGUUGUCUGAAGGCCGAGACCAAGAUGGCAGCGCUGACGGCUCCCAGCCUGCUCCGCCCGAUCCUUGCUCUUUGCUCUGGUGUGGGUGCGGCUGUGGGGGUGCGCUGUGUCCAUGCGAGUUCAGCUGCUGAUGGUCCGAGCAGUAUCCAGCCUGCUGUGUUCAAGCCCGGAGCUGUGGUCCCCAAAUCCAGCAUACUUCCCAGCAGCCGGGGAGAGUAUGUGGUGGCCAAGCUGGAUGACCUCAUCAACUGGGCCCGCCGGAGCUCACUGUGGCCCAUGACCUUCGGCCUGGCCUGCUGCGCUGUGGAGAUGAUGCAUAUGGCAGCGCCCCGCUAUGACAUGGACCGCUUUGGCGUGGUCUUCCGAGCCAGCCCACGCCAGUCUGACGUCAUGAUCGUGGCCGGGACCCUCACCAACAAGAUGGCCCCCGCACUCCGCAAGGUCUAUGACCAGAUGCCCGAGCCGCGCUAUGUUGUGUCCAUGGGGAGCUGCGCCAAUGGAGGAGGUUAUUACCACUAUUCAUACUCCGUCGUGAGGGGCUGUGACCGUAUUGUGCCUGUGGACAUCUACGUCCCAGGCUGCCCACCCACGGCUGAGGCCCUGCUCUAUGGCAUCCUGCAGCUGCAGAAGAAAAUCAAGCGGGAGAAGAGGCUCAGGAUUUGGUACCGCAGGUAGUGCCGCCCACUGCUGUCAUCGUCAUUGUCCCCAGAGAUGGUCAAUAAACCCAAGAAACCCACCUAGA